AUGGUGAAGAAGAAGAACCCCACUCUCGUCACCAGCGCCGUGAGCAGUGGCGCCGCCGCCAGGGCUCCUCCAAACCUGCCGCGGAGAAGCGUGUCAGAUGCUCCUCCACCAGCUCCGGCGCCGCCGGCGCCGUCAAGUUCCGCGGCCGGACCUACUCCUGGCGAUUGGCCAGCCUCUACCACCACGAAGCGAGAUGAAAAGAGGGCCCGGAGCCUCGGGAUAAUUUCUUCUGACGAGGGGAAUGUUAUUCUUCCAGGGUCCCAUACUGAAGGAAACGCAAGCCCGAAAGAUGACAAUCCGAUGAAUCCUGAAGCUUUUUCCAUCAAUCCUCAAUUCUCUGCCGAUGAUAUAAGUGAUACAGCGGGGUCAAUGCAUGAUGACGACGCUGAUCGUGCUGCCUUUGUUGAUGCAGCCGCGGAGAAGGCCGAGGCACCGCCCUCGAAGAGAUCAUCCGGCGGGUUUGCCGAUGAAGAUGAUCUUUACGAUUUUGACGAGGGCUUUAUUGAGCCUCCGGCCAAGAAGGCCAAGUCUGGAACCAUCACGCCGAACCCAGCGGCCUCCGAAGCAUCGGCUCCUGCCGCAGCCCCCGUGGCCCAAAUAUCGACAGCUUCUUCCCUCUCCAAAGGGAAGGAUGUUUCUUUGACAGCCACGGCUACAAAUUCUCCUCCAGGAAAACCUGUAAUCUUUUCUUGUUUUAAUGACACACCCAUGCGUGACAACUUCCUUGAUUAA
Molecule: messenger RNA, 732 nt
Organism: Lolium perenne
Lineage: Eukaryota; Viridiplantae; Streptophyta; Magnoliopsida; Poales; Poaceae
Source: RefSeq, a predicted model, not a curated record